GCACCAUAAUAAUAAGACACCAGUACAGCCAUGUCAAGAUCCUUUCAUCAACCCAGAGAGAAGAUGAAGAUGUGGAGCUGCUCACCUUUUAGAUUUCUGCUUUCAUGCAGACUAUAGAAAAUACACUGAAAAGAGAGAGAGGGGCUGGACACACACACACACACACACACACACACACACACACACACACACACUGGGAUUACCGAGGGAAAAGAGAGAGAGAGAGAGAGUGAGUAAGUGAGCGGCGGACCCCCCUCUUCACUCGCGGGUCCUCUCCUCGCAGCUGUACUUCAGGAUUUUCAGCCAAACGGAAUAACCAAUAACAUGUGUCACAGUAGAAGCUGACGUCUCAUCUCUUCAAACCGUCGUUAACACCACCGUUGUCUUCUCGAAGAGGCUCGAUUUAACCCACCCCAUGUUCCUCCGCCAGCUGAGCUCCUCCGGCUCCUCCUUCCUCCCCUGCAGCCGCCCCGCUCUCUGCAGGGCGGGCUUCAGGAGCAGUGGUGCCCCCUCUUACCGCCCCCAUAUCCCCGCUCCUCAUCCAUGGUGGUCGGUGCGGGGAUUUCCCCCCCGGCCUCCUCGACUGCCCUGCUCUCCUCCACCAGCCCAGCAAGUGUUCUCUGGCAGGACGCUACACCCUCGGAGCAUCAGCACCGGUAGCUGGCGUUCGUUCCACACCUCUGCCGGCCUCCUGAUGGACCGGACCGACAGAGACAAGGAGCCUCCUCACAAACGGAGAAAGAGCGAAGAGGAGAAGAGGAGCAUCAGCGAAAGGGAAGGACACGGAGGAGGAGCAGCAGGGUCAACAGGAGGCUCUAAAAAGGAGCAUCGUCAUCCUGACUCCAGCAAAGACAGCCACCCCCGACCAAAUCACCGCUUUAAAGAUGGAAGUGCAGACCGAGGGAGCAGUGAAGCUGGGAAAGGUCUCCAUAAGGAAAACAGCAGAGAGAAAGAUGUAGAAAGGACUAAAACUUGGAAUAAGGACAGACAGCGAAAAGACAGCUGUGAUCGAGAUGAGACCCCAAAUCGAGGCUGGAGCACACAUCACCAAGGAGGAAAUAAAGAUCCACAGACUGCGAGGUCCAGGGGACACACUCCCAAAUCAAAACCUGAACAGGAUGAAGUUCCCCCACACAAACCAAACCCCUGGUUCAAAGAGAGAGCUGCAGAGCAGCAGAGAGGCUCUGAGAGGAAUACAAAAGGACCAGAGGGGCAGUUAAAGGACAGAAGUAGUGAUGGAGGGCAGUGGCCGGGGCUUCCCUCCAGGCCCAGCAGCACUACUCGGCCUUCAAACCCAAACCCGUGGCAGGUAGCUGGAACCAACAGCCAGCCUCCUCCCCCUGGAACCUGCCCACCUGGCAGACAACAGGACGAUGUUAAACAAAGCAAAUCUCUUCAGAGGCACUGGGAGUCUCUACCUGUCUGCGGUACUGACAUCCAUCCACCAGGAGUCAGUAAAGCAUUUGACUUCUCGGUGAUGUCCUACAACAUCCUGUCGCAGGAGCUGCUGCAGGACAACGCCUACCUGUACCGACACUGUCACCCCAGCGUCCUGCAGUGGGACUGCCGGCUGCCCAACCUUCUGGCUGAGAUCCAGCAGCACAAUGCUGAUAUCCUGUGUCUUCAAGAAGUGCAAGAGGACCACUAUAUAAAUCAGAUCAAACCAUCUCUACAGGCACUAGGUUACCAGUGUGAGUACAAGAAGCGAACAGGAAGGAAACCAGACGGUUGUGCUGUUGUCUUCAAAUCCUCCCGCCUGUCACUCCUCUCCUCCAAUCCCGUUGAGUUUUUCCGCCCCGGCGACGCCCUCCUCGACAGGGACAACGUGGGAUUGGUUGUGCUGCUGAAACCUAAAGACGUCACGUUCCAAUCAGAUCCCUCCACCUUCAUCUGUGUGGCCAACACUCACCUCCUCUACAACCCUCGCCGCGGCGACAUCAAACUGGCACAGCUGGCGAUCCUAUUGGCCGAGAUCCGUCGACUCAACCGCCUCCCGGACGGGUCGACCAAUCCAGUCGUGCUCUGUGGUGAUUUUAACUCGACUCCCUGGAGUCCGCUGUACAGCUUCCUGACCACAGGCAGUCUGGACUACAGAGGACUGCAGAUCAGCACGGUGUCUGGUCAGGAGAGCAGUCCCAGAGGUCAGCGUCUCCUCAACUGUCCUAUCUGGUCUCACAGUUUGGGAAUCGACUCUCAGUGUCAGUACAGGAACACUGACGAGUCCUCUGACGGCCCCACAGCAGUAGAAGGAGCGAUCUCUAAUCUGACUGUAGAAGAUCUCGCCAACAAGUCGGCUUUUGAUUUUAACAGACCGAGGAUCGAGCACGGCCUGAAGCUGCAGUCGUCUUAUCAGCACCACCUGAUGCCUGAUGGGAGACCAGAGGUCACCACCUGUCACUCCCGCACAGCCAUGACUGUGGAUUACAUCCUGUACACACCAGAAUUCAACACACCUCCUUCACUUCCGGGUGGGCGGGGCCUCCAUUUGCUGGGCAGGCUGGCAUUGGUCGGCCAGCCAGAGCUGGAGGAAGUCAACGGUCUUCCCAAUUCGAAUCACUCGUCGGAUCACCUCCCUCUCCUUGUGUGCUUCCGCCUCCGGCGCUGACCUGUGGUGUCGUUUGUCAACCGAUCAGACCAGCUCUCAGCCUCAAAGCUGACAGGCAGCUCAGGGAAGAUGGGAACUUUUAGGGUCAUAAAACUAAUAAUUGUUCUGUCUGGAGGAAAGAGAUUUAAGUCAGUUUCAGGUACAUGUUUUGAUUCAAGUUACUUUUCUGCAGGGAACAAACCUUCUUUUCCUUUUGAGUAUUUUUCUUCCACUGGUGGAUUAAAAAUAUAUUCUACAAAUGGGGCAUCUAAUUUUCAGAUCAUCUUGAGAGCACAAUAAUAUUCUAAAUGCAAACAAGCCAAAAGAACAGUCCAGAGAUUUAGUUCUUUAUAUCAGAGCGACAAAUACGUGAUCAUUGUCGGGGUAUCAAGACAUGGAGAGGAUUGUUUUAACCCUGUUCAUAGGUAGCGAUCAUUGUCUGUAUGUAAAGAUGGAUGACACAACAGCUCCUGAAAGGUGAAGCCAAAACACAUCGAUCACCCUCUGGUGGCUGGCUGCAGUGUAGCUCACAGCGGCUGCUCAUAGAGUGAAGUGAGUGUAGAGAAGGUUUGUCCAUCUUUGUAUGUGUCAAGUGUAGCAAUGGUGUCAGUGUGAAAGACACUGCAUUGUACAAGCAUCACCUGUCUGUACAAGCACGGAUCAUUCUUCAGGAUCAACACUAACAUUACUGAGAGCUCUUGUUGUUCCCCUGCUGCAGAGAAGGUCUCUGUGAUUUUCGUUUGAAACAGCUCAGCACUUACGUUUUGUUUGAAGAAGUGACUCUGUGAAGGGACAGAUUUUAAAUCUUUUUUUUUGUUUGUUUUUUAAAGCAUGAUUUAUCACUUGAAGUUAAAGAGCUGCUGAUGAGGAAAACUACUUGAUAACAUUGUUGGCUGUGAUGGAAGUGCGAAGCCACUGACACCUCCCCUGUUAUUGUUUCACCAGUUCAGUUAAGACGUGUAGCUCCUUCUCGGAGCAGCUGACAGUCGGCGCAACAUCACAAUAAUCUUGACUUUACACAUCAUCAAUGUACUGUACAGAACAUCGCGCUGAAGAACAUCAACCUUUAAGUAAACGUUGACCUGUUGGCACUCUUUAAGUAGUGCCAACAGGUCUGUCAUAACUUUGAAAAAUGUUUAAUAUUAUCCACCGUGCCAAAAACCAGUUAAUGCAUCCCCUUAAAUUAAACUUUAAAUAGUUUCACAUUUCGAAGACACUUAGAAAACUUGACAUGCUGCCUUUCACCUGCAGAUCGCACUGUGAGAGGUUUUAUUUUGUCAGACUAAAACUGUAAACGGUGCUGAAUGUUUUCAGAAAAGAAGAAUGUUCUCAUGGACGUUGUGAUGUCGCUGCUGACUUUUACAUAAUCAUAAGUAACAUGGAGCGGAUAUAUUUUUCUAACAGUUUUUGGGAGAUUCUUUGUUUAUAUUGACUGUAAAUAAAGGACCUGGUGGUUUUACAUGAAG
Molecule: messenger RNA, 4050 nt
Organism: Acanthopagrus latus (yellowfin seabream)
Lineage: Eukaryota; Metazoa; Chordata; Actinopteri; Spariformes; Sparidae
Gene: angel2
Product: angel homolog 2 (Drosophila)
Exons: 9
Coding region: 416-2605 (729 amino acids)
Biological process (GO): 3'-UTR-mediated mRNA stabilization
Molecular function (GO): mRNA 3'-UTR binding; 3'-5'-RNA exonuclease activity
Source: RefSeq, a predicted model, not a curated record